CAGCAAUAUCCUUAGUUACGCAGUUAAACCGUUCAAUUCAUCAGCAGUCGACAUGGCGUCAAACGUGUUCGGCAACCCCAUCACCGACGAGACUCUGAAGGCAAUGACCAAAUACAUCGGCAAGAAAAUAACGCGCUGCGACCGUGCACACGAGGCUCUUAAUAUGAUAUACGCGGAGAGCAAGAACGUGAACGCCCUCCAAUUUGCGGAGAAAUUGAAGGAGCAGUACGGCAAUGGAGUCUCCACGCUUUGUGUGGUCUACAAUGCCACCGGUGAUCCUAUCACUUUAAUCAGUACCCACGAUUGGCACGGGCAUCUCUGGAAAGCCCCCGUCCCGCAAGCUCUUGCCAACGGUCAGUGGGGUGCUUUCCUGCACGUGCAUCCCACUCUCGGGAUGACAGGAUCGUCAGCUGCUGUCGUCUAUCGUGGUAAGAAUGAUGCUGGGGAAUACCAAGACUUCAUGCUUUCGUGGGUGAACCCGUAUUGGCCAGGCUACUGUAAGGCCUAUACAAUGGUUCGUGGAGCAGGUUACUUUACCAACAGAUUGGGUCAACUACAAGAUAGAACCAACGAUGCUGAACUCCAGUGGAGUGAUGAAUGCAAAGGAUGCAAGUCUAGUGUGUCCAUCGGUAAUAACACUACGGCUGUUUAUGAGGCCAAGCUCACUCUUACUUGCGCUGAGGGGACCAAGUAGACUACAUAUAGCUUCCCAUGACGAAAAAUAAGCUGCCUACUUAAUUAGCAGUAAUCAGUAUCGAAUAAGGUCUUAUCGUUGUGGCAUUGAUAUAGUAAUAGCCACAUAUAUAUAUGGGAAUAAGGGCAAGCUUGGCGGUCUGUAUUCAGUAGAGUCUUCCUAUCUUUCUUUUUUUUUUUUGAGUCUGUUGGUGUGCGAUGUAAUAGUCUUGUCUUCCUAUGUGUUGACAUAUCAUCAUAUUAUGAAUAAGAAUGUGUUAUUAUCUAA
Asparagus officinalis (garden asparagus) is the source of this 961-nucleotide messenger RNA. RefSeq names its product 23 kDa jasmonate-induced protein-like. Lineage: Eukaryota; Viridiplantae; Streptophyta; Magnoliopsida; Asparagales; Asparagaceae. The transcript is spliced from 3 exons. The record is from RefSeq and is a predicted model, not a curated record. Bases 53 to 694 code for a protein of 213 amino acids.